AUGGGCCAGCAGCUGGGCCUGAUGCGCUCCUACGGCGCUGCUCUGCAGACCCCAGGCCGCCGCAGCUACAUGAAGAGCAUUCUGGUCGAGCCCUGGCUCCAGGCCCCUCCCCCACCACCAACCACCAACACCGUGUCCGCCGCCGUGCCCCCCACCGUCCCCCCAACAGAAGACCGCCCCAAGACGCUCUCUCUGCGCCAGGGCCUGCUGCACGGCUACCGCCCGGACAUCCGCACCAACGGCAGCGGCCGCGAAGCCAACGCCGCCCUGACCCUGGCCCCGCAUCAGAAGAUCUGCUACUACCCGGGCAAGCUGCACGGCGGAUACCAGGCCUUCCUGAUGGACCAGCUGUUCGCCGACUGCUGCUCGCCGGCCCUGACGGCCAACCUCAGCAUCGACUACAUGCGGCCCAUUGUCCCCGAGACCACUCUGCUGCUGGAUGUGUGGCCGGCUAAGAUCGAGGGCCGCAAGAUCUUUAUGGAGGGCUCGAUUAUGGUCCCUGAGGAGACGACUGGCGAGAUGGUGCCUGCUGCUAAAGCGAAGGCGCUGUUUAUUCUUCCCAAGAACAAGGUUGUCUAA
Messenger RNA from Penicillium alfredii, 579 nucleotides. Its product is annotated as PaaI family thioesterase. Bases 1 to 579 code for a protein of 192 amino acids. The transcript is spliced from 2 exons. The record is from RefSeq and is a predicted model, not a curated record. NCBI's taxonomy places the organism in Eukaryota, Fungi, Ascomycota, Eurotiomycetes, Eurotiales, Aspergillaceae.